GUUAAUAAGAAAACCCUCAAUAUCGAGUUCUGUGAGAUCUGCAGCGAGCAAAAACAAUAGCAAAGAGAGCCAGCCCCCUCUUCCUCUCCUUCCUUCCCUUCCUUUUUUCCCUUUGAAUCCCAAAAAACCUUGCCCUCCCUCUAUCCGUUGGAUCUAAUAUACAGAUACAACCACCUUCAUCUUGUAACUAUAUAAACCCGUAAUUAUUAUUUUCUUCUUCAAACAUGAGGAUUCGAAAGAACGCAAAGCUCUCAUCUCUCAUGUUCUCGCAGGGUUCUUCAGGAGCUCAGCCACUGCAGACACACGUUUGCCAGCUAAACCAGUCACCAUGGGAUGUGAUUUCUUUCUCUCAAGAAACUUAUUACCCAUCUUCUUCACUCUACCAGUUCGAAGGAGAGGAUAGCUUUAAUGGAAAUGGCAGCUUAGGUGAUUCUGUUGGUGCUGUUGAGAGUGUCGCGUCGAUGAUGAUGGAAGAUUCAGAAGAGAAAGGAAUGAUGAAAAUGAAGGUCGACCAUAUGGUUAUUGUUGACGAUAAUUAUGAAAAUGAAGGUAACAAGAGAUCAGAAAUGUUCGGUGAUUAUGAAGAAAUGAAAAUAGAUAGCGAAUUCAAGCUCAAGAAAUGCAACAAGACCGAUGGAAAAGGCUGGCAUUGCAAGAACGACACUAAAAAUGGGCGCACUGUGUGCGACCAUCAUCAUCAUUUGACAUCUCACAAAUCAUCAUAUAGCAACAUCAACAACAACAUUAAUGGUAGUGCUGCUACAAAAAAACCCGAUAAGGUUGCUUCUAUUAUUGGGGCACGCCGUGGUCGGGCAAAGUCAGUCAAAAAAGGGUCAUCAUCGAGCUCAAAUCCGUAUGAAUUUUACUAUUAUUCUGGGUUUGGGCCGUUGUGGGGAAAGAGAAGAGGAGAUAAGGAUACUGUCAACAAGAAUGAAGCCAAGGAUGUCGAUAAUAGUACUGUUAUCGGUUCCAUGAUUCCAAAUACGACACCGUCUUCAAGUUAUUCACCGAUUGAAAAUAAUCAAGGGUUUGAUUAUGUUGACGAGGACGACGACGACGAAGAGGAAGACAGUGGCAAGAAACGGAUGCGGAAACCCGUGAAAGCGAGGUCUCUGAAGUCUCUUAUGUGAAGGGUUUGGAGGAGGGGCAAGAGAGGCGAAGAUGCUGCGGCUGCUGUUUUAUUUUUAUUUUUAUUUUGUUGUAUUGAAACUAUCGGGUUUUUUUGGGUAGAGGAGUUUUUGUGAUAAUUUCGUUGCACAUGUUGUUGUGUAUUAUCAUGCGUGAGGUUAAUCUUUUCUCUGUAACAUGCCAGUAGGAGAAGUUGUAGGGUGUGAGACGAGUGUACCUAAAGAUUGUGUAAGUCAAUGGUUUGAAAAUGAAAGGGUAGUUUGGUAA
Molecule: messenger RNA, 1395 nt
Organism: Populus euphratica (Euphrates poplar)
Lineage: Eukaryota; Viridiplantae; Streptophyta; Magnoliopsida; Malpighiales; Salicaceae
Exons: 3
Coding region: 225-1130 (301 amino acids)
Source: RefSeq, a predicted model, not a curated record